CGGCCAGCAGUGACGAUGGUGCCGUUGUGCUGCGGUCGUGCCAGAAGUGACAUUGGCUUUUUUACACAAAGCACCCGACAAGCCCACCACCUUCUGGUAAAACUCCUGUGCCUGGUUUGUUUUUUUGUUGGAAUUUUUUGGUGAGCAAAAAGAACCGCCACCAACCACCACCUACCACAACACAACGAGCAGUCAACGCCGCCUACUUCGUCAUCUUCCCGCUUCGCCUCGAAGGCAUCCAUUCCGUAGCCGUGAUUUACGUCCGCAGGCAUGAUGGCGUCGUCAUUCGCUAAUUGCUCGUACGCGCCGGAUCCAACGACGGGCAGCGACGCAGCGGCAGCGGCAUUCGGCUACGGUGACCGUGGUCUGCUGGACGAUCGGGACAAGCGCGGUGUGACACGUGCUUCAAGCUUGGCACUACCGAACCACUCGCUGCUGGAUCUGCUCGAGCACAAGCAGAAACUGUACGAGACGAUCCACCUCAAUCCACCUCCGAAGGGUAACGGUACCCGGCGUCACUCGUCCGAUUCGUUCCCGAUGAUCGAGAACGAAAGUUUCCAGAUACCGCAGCGACAGAGCAAAAAGUCGACGGCCGGGCUCGCCGGUCCACUAGUGCCACCGCCCGUCCCGAAGCGCACCUUCCAGGGUAACUUCCCGCGGAAGCCGAGCGAAUUUGAGCUACAGAAGCGUGCCUCCCUGCUGGCACUGGACACCUAUCAGCAACAGCAACAGCAACAACAGCAGCAGUUACAGCAACUCCAGCAACAGCUUCAGCAGCAACAGCAGCAACAGCAACAAGCCUACGCCCAGUACGUCCGCUCGGAGCGAAUUUGCAAGUCCGCGUUCGAGGAUCAAUCGUUCAGCUACUACUCGGCACCGAAGAGCGCCAAGAGCAGCACCGGCGGCAGCGGCGGCGGCGGCGGCGGCAGUACCGUCACGAACGGUGGCCCUAACGGUGCCUGCCACAGUGUCAGCACGGCCAGCUUCGACGAUCUCGGUGAGCCAGAUGAUUUUGUGAUCUUUGGCAAGAAGAUGGCAUCGAUCGAGUCGAACCGGUCGUCGAGUGAUUCGAACAAAUCGCAAACCACCAUCGACACUGGGUACGUGUCGGCCAACGAGACGGACCGGUCGAUCCUGACCGGUGGUGGCAGUAGCUCCACCUCGGCCAAGGGUACCUCCUUCCGGAGCCGCUUCUCGUCCGAGGACACCCAGUCAUCGCUCGAUAGCUUCCUAUCGUCGGAGCUGCACCGCACCGAUACGAUCGAUUCGCUACCACUGAACGAUUCACCCUUCAGCCUGAAGAAGAACGUGUUCAACUUUGAUCUCAAAACGUCCUCGCUGAUCCGGGGCAGCAGCAUCGUGUCGCCGGGUUCGAUCGACGAAAAACUGGACAACUGUUCACCGCGUAGUCUCGAGAGCAAGGGUUCACGCAAACUGCCGACCGUUCCGACGCGUAAACCGUCGGGUGGGAUCGUAAUGCAACCGAAGCUACCACCACCGGGUGGAUCCGGCUCCCGUAUGACUCCCCCGUUGCCUCCAUCACGCUCACAGCAAGCAUUCGAAAGCAGAAAACUCCAGAAGCUCCAACAGCAACAACAGACGCAGCUCAACAAUGUUGCCUCGGUUCACAAAUCGGCCCUCGAGAGUCUCCAGGAACUGUACAGUAGACCGCUCGGUAUACGGCGUAACAUACAUCGACCACCACCACUCAGCAACCAGCAGCAACCGGCGCAGCAGCAGCAGCAGCAGCAGCAUAUGCUUGGCAAACCCAGUCACCAAGGUCAGCGACAAGACGGCAUCAUCUCGAACGAUGGCUACUCGAUUACCUCCAGCCCCAACUAUCCGGGCAAGUCCAUCGAAGGUUCGUUGUUACAGCACUCGUCCAAGCUGCACCGCUCGUCCAUCCGUGGUGGUGGUUUGAGUAAUCUCGACAGUUCGCCAAAUGUGGUCAGCAUCGCCACACCGACGACCAGCAGCAACAGCACCACCAGUACCGGCAGUCCAUCAUCGAUGGGCAGUGGUGGUGGUGGUGGUGGUGGUGGUGCAGGGGCCACCGGAACCACCACAACGACCACCAGUGUUACGAGUACGAUCGCGGAGAGCUACGCGCUCGGUUCGAGCUCCAAUCCACCACCGAUACGGUCCGUACCGCCGAGGGUAAGCAUGCGGCAGGACUCUAGCAUCUCGAGCGACAGCUUCAGCCAAACGUCCAGCCCGAGCUACAACUCCAAGAUCAUGGAAGCGCCGCUCCUGUCGCACGCCGCCAAAAUGCCCAAAGUGUCGAAACCGAUCGCACGCAACCUGGACGAGAUCGCCAAGGAAACGCUGGCGCCACCGUCGAUCGAUGCGAACGGUACCGUGCCCAUCAUCAAGAGUGCCUCGACUCCGGCCAGUCUGCAGACGAUCGUACGGCUCUCGAACGGUUCCAACGUGAGUCUCCAGCACAAGAAGUUCCAGAUCCUGAAGGCACGCAAAAACUCGAAUCCCUACGUCACCAGUGGACGCCUACGGUUCCGCCUGUGCCAGAUACUGCUCAAUGCGGUCGGACUGCUUGCGAUUGCCGGUGGGUUGGCCGCGUACUUCAACGCCUAUCCAACGAUCAAGUUUGUCAACCAGACGAUCACUCGUACGGCGAUUGCACCUGCCUCGGCACAGGGCAACGGUGGGACGGCCAUCGCCACCAUUAAUGCGGCAUCGAACGGUGGAUCGUCCUCCUCUUCUGCUUCCUCAUCCACAGCUGUGGCUAAUCCGGGACGGCCUGCGUACGAGCUCGUUGGUGGUGGUGGUGGUGGUGGCGGCUAUCGGGGUGAUCGGAAUCCGGCCCCCGGCAUCUGUCUACCGGUGAUCGUCAAGUUCUGCCAGCAGCACAGGGUUCCGUAUAACUUUACCGUCUUUCCAAACUACAUCGGUCACUUUGGCCAGCUGGAGGCGCAGAUCGAGAUCGAUCUGUUCGAGGCGCUGGUCGAUGUCCAGUGUUACGAGCUUGUUCCACUGUUCUUAUGCUCUCUGUUUGUGCCUAAAUGCGGUCACUCCGGUUCGACCGUGCCGCCGUGUGAGAAUCUGUGUACCGAAACUAUGCGCCGGUGUAGCUUCUUCUUUGACGUCUUUGGCCUCGAGCUGCCCGAGUACCUGCGGUGCGAAGUCUUUAACAAUGCCGUGUCCGAUCAGGAGGAGUGCGUCGGGAUGGCCGAGUACAAGGAGUCGAUGAUACGGUCCCGGCGGCCUAUCUCCUGUUCCGGCUUUCUGUGCGACAAGCGGCGCUGCAUACCGACGGACUGGAAGUGUGACGGUCACGUCGACUGUCAGGACCAGUCGGACGAAGCGCAGUGUAAGUUCUGUGCCGAUGAUGAGAUCCAUUGCGGUGAGGGACGCUGCAUGAGCCAGAAGCACGUCUGCAACGGUGUCCGGGACUGUCCUUUCGGGCAGGAUGAAAGGAAUUGCAUUCGACUGAGCGAGCGAAACGGUGACCUGGGACGCGGUACUCUCGAGGUGUACAAGGCCGAUCUCAAGCAGUGGGCUCCGGCUUGUGUGAAGAACUGGGAUCCGGCUACCUCACCGACGAUGAUCUGUUCCCUGCUCGGCUACAGCUCGGUCAACUCGAGCCGUACGGCGAUGCGUGGCUCCAACCGGACACUCGUCAGUACCAAGGAUGCAUCGUCCCUGUGGCGCAUGGCGCAGAAGGAAUGGAACCUGAUCAAGGAGUUCAACAGUUGUGACAUCAACUCACGCUACCCGGUGGCCGAGCUUACCUGCUCCAAUUUCGUGUGUGGUAAGGUACCGAACAAGAAGUACAAGGCAACGAAGCGCAUCGUUGGCGGUUUGACAUCGAAUCCGGGCGAUUGGCCCUUCAUUGCGGCCAUCCUGGGUGGUCCGGAGGAGGUGUUCUACUGUGCCGGAGUACUGAUCGCCGACCAGUGGGUACUGACGGCGUCACACUGCAUCGGAAACCAGACGAUGCGUAAUGUCAACGACUGGACGAUCCAGCUGGGCAUCACGAGGCGCCACUCGCACUCCUACUACAGCCAGAAGGUGAAGGUGAAAACGGUUAUUCCGCAUCCGCUCUACAACCUACUGAUACCGCACGACAACGACAUCGCCCUGUUCCAGCUGGCAACGCGCGUUGCAUUCCACGAACAUCUGCUGCCGGUGUGUCUGCCACCGCCACACAUCCGCGAGCUGCCAACCGGCAUCAACUGUACGGUCGUCGGUUGGGGCAAGCGAGAGGAACGAAACUCCACACCGAACGGGGCGUCGUAUGAGCCGACCCUGAACGAGGUAACGGUACCGAUCGUCAGCCGGAGCAUGUGUAUCGACUGGCUGGAGACGUUCAACGUGACCGAGGGUAUGAUUUGUGCCGGUUAUCAGGAGGGAGGUCGCGAUGCCUGUCAGGGUGACUCGGGUGGUCCGCUGCUGUGUCCGUAUCCGAACGAGAAGGACCGCUGGUUCGUCGGUGGUAUCGUGUCCUGGGGCGUCCGCUGUGCCCAUCCCAAGCUGCCCGGUGUUUACGCCAAUGUGCCGAAGUUCAUACCGUGGAUCAUGGCGCAGAUCAACAACCACUCCGUACUGCAAACCGACACAAUUGGCCGAUAAGCUGACUGCAGGGCUUGCAGGGUGCAGAGUUGCGGUGUCCACAAACUGGCACACUUGCUCCACGGAACCGGAAAUGACGGAGCGUCAUUUACGGACGCCGAUCAAAAUCCUUCAAAGAAGAAACAAUACCUCCGAUACUGGAUGCUGCGUGUACUGUGUACACGUUGUGGACGAUUUUAUGUCCUUUUAUGUACCAACUGGAAAUGGGGUUAAACAGCCAUGAUUUUUAAAACAAAACCAAAUCAAAUGGUCAGUUUAGUGACAGAGAUAGAGAGAGAGAGAGAGAGAGAGAGAGAGAGAGAGAGAGAGAGAGAGAAUAUCAUGGCGUAACAUCGAAACGUACGACCACACCACAUCCAACUACAAGACUCGCAUACCUGAACAGCCGCCAACGAGCCGGUCAACUCCCUAACAGGAUAUUGCCCCAUCGUAUCGCAGGCCACACAUGUCAAUCACGGGUGUGUUCGGAAAGCGGAAACAAUUGGCCAAAGCGAAAGUUCCUUCGAUCUUUUAAACACACAAAAACCAAACCGGAAAUGAGGCGAAAGGACACAAGACAAUAAGAAAAGCAGUAGGAGAAGGAGGGUUUCUUACCGUUUUUUUAAGGAAACGAAAAAACCAACGCACACGUUAAACUCACGCACCAUUCUCUCCUUCCCUCGCGGGGGGGAGUAACAGAUAUUUUGUCCUAGAAACGAUAGUGCCACCAACCGUUAAUCAACGGCAUUGGGCGGGUCGAUUCGUUGAGUC
This is a messenger RNA of Anopheles aquasalis, 5340 nucleotides long. It is a transcript of the gene Corin, whose product is annotated as corin serine peptidase. The record is from RefSeq and is a predicted model, not a curated record. Lineage: Eukaryota; Metazoa; Arthropoda; Insecta; Diptera; Culicidae. Gene Ontology annotation, cellular component: membrane. Gene Ontology annotation, biological process: proteolysis. Gene Ontology annotation, molecular function: serine-type endopeptidase activity; protein binding.